Messenger RNA from Nezara viridula (southern green stink bug), 543 nucleotides. The record is from the annotation of a GenBank genome assembly. NCBI's taxonomy places the organism in Eukaryota, Metazoa, Arthropoda, Insecta, Hemiptera, Pentatomidae.
AUGAUGAAACAAGGAGCGGAAGAGGAUCGUUUAUUGCCAGCCACACUCACAAUUUAUCACGAGCUAACUGCCGGAGCGCGGUGGAAGGAUCAGGAGUUAAUUGGGCAGCAGGAGGAGGCGCGGGCAAUAAAAGAAGUCCAGGACACCCGCCCACGGUCCGCCCACUCCAAGGCUAGUGUAGCCACUCCCGCUGCAGUUCAGGUGGCACCGCUUUGUCCUCAAUCAUCCUGGGUUGGGUACAACAACGUUAGCAGUCCUUUGAGGCCGGAGGUAUAUAGUUUGUUCCCGAAGUAUAAGACGCCUCGUGUUCCUAAACCUGGAAUCGGUCUACAUCAUUCUUUAUCAGAUUUGGACUCACCCCACACAGUUCCGCCAACCAGAAAUCAUCCCCCAGCCCUCACACAAUGGUUAUUGUCCUCGAGCUACCCCUCUUUGCUGACAACGGAGAUGUCCCUUCAGUCCUUAUUAGUCUUGUUAUUCGAUCUGGAGAACCUAUUCAGCGAGAAUUUCUGGGAAGAAACUGGGAACGAUGUAGAACUGUAA